Molecule: messenger RNA, 1803 nt
Organism: Anolis carolinensis (green anole)
Lineage: Eukaryota; Metazoa; Chordata; Lepidosauria; Squamata; Anolidae
Product: cyclin-dependent kinase 4 inhibitor B
Exons: 2
Coding region: 82-465 (127 amino acids)
Biological process (GO): regulation of G1/S transition of mitotic cell cycle; regulation of cyclin-dependent protein serine/threonine kinase activity; negative regulation of cell population proliferation
Cellular component (GO): nucleus; cytoplasm
Molecular function (GO): cyclin-dependent protein serine/threonine kinase inhibitor activity; protein kinase binding
Source: RefSeq, a predicted model, not a curated record
GGGACAGCAAUCCCAGUCUCGGGAGCCGAAGCGAAACCCACGGGAGGAGAAGGCAGGCGAAGCGAGGCGUCCCUUUCGCCCAUGGAGCCGGGCUACUGGGCGCACCAGCUGGGCAACGCGGCUGCCCGGGGGGACGUGCAGGCCGUGAAGAUGCUGCUGGAGCGCGGGACCGACCCCAACGCGGUGAAUUUCUACGGCAGGACCCCGAUCCAGGUGAUGAUGAUGGGGAGCCCCCAAAUUGCAGCACUGCUUCUGGAGGCAGGGGCCAAUCCCAACAGGCCAGACCCCUCUGGCUUCCUCCCAACCCACGAUGCUGCCCGGGAGGGCUUCCUGGACACCAUAAAGGUGCUGCAUCAAGGAGGUGCUCGCUUGAACUUGCCUGACGCCCAAGGCCGCCUCCCCAUUGACCUGGCCCAAGAAGAGGGGCACAGCCACGUGGUCCAGUUCCUCUUGAGCCAAACCUGAGCUCUAUUUCUUCUUGGAAAACUCUACAGGCCCUUCCACACAGCCCUAUAACCCGGAAUAUCAAGGCAGAUGAUCCACAAUAUCUGCUUUGAACUGGGUUAUCUGAGUCCACACUGCCAUAUAAUCCAGUUCAAUGUGGAUUUUAUUCAGCUGUGUGGAAGGGGCCAAGAGAGGGCAAUGGAGAGCGCCCCCUCUAGGAGCGAAGAGGGAGCAAGGCAAUGGGUGAAGCUAUUGUGCCUACUAUAUACAGAACCCUUGGCUGGCCCUUGACUGCACUGUACUUGCUUGACCCCCAUCCUCCACUGGAAGAAGCCUCUGUUCACUGGUUCACAAUGUUUGGUUUGGGGCCGUGAUUCUCAAACUCUGACCUUCCAAUACUUCACCUCCAAGAGUCCUUGAUUAUUGGUCAAGGCAUCUUGGACUUAGAAUCAUAGAAUCAAAUCUGUGAUUUGGAGUCCAAAAUGCAUAUUAAAACAGAGUUUGGGAACUACUGUUUGGGGCUUCUACUCCCAGAAGACCCAGAGUGCAUCUACAACAGGCCUGGGCAAACUUUGGCCCCUCCAGGUGUUUUGGACUUCAACUCCCACAAUUCCUAACAGCCAAUAGACUGUUAGGAAUUGUAGGGGUUGAAAUCCAAAAAAACCUAGAACCUGAAGUUUGCCCAUGCCUGAUCUACACUGUAGAAUGGAUGUAGUUUGAGCCCACUUUAACUGCAAUGGCCAAAUGCUAUGGAAUCCUAGGAUUUAGAGUUUGCCAAUCACAUUGUUCUGCAGUAAAGACUAAAGACUUUGCAAAAGUACAAAUCCUAUGAUUUCAUAGCAUUCAUCCAUGGCAUCCUAAAGUGGUGUCAAAUUGCAUUAAUUCUACCAUGUAGAUGCAACCCCAGUCACUUUGGCCAACAGUGAGGAAUUCCAGGUACUACCUGCUUCUGCUACUUUGGCUAACUUUAAGUUGGGUGGGUUGUAUAUUAGUCACCACCACUCCCAACUUCAAUGUUCUAUUACUUGAAGCAACUGCCUCAUUCUGCCUAACCCUAGGGACUUAGGUGUUCAGAUAUCAAUGGUAUGGUUAAUCGACUUUUAAUUUAUUUUAUUUAUGUUCUGCCCAGUGAUUAAAGAUAUAUUAUUAUGGAUGCAACAGGCCAUUCAGGGGGAAAGUGAACAUCUAAACCCCACUGAGAUUACUGUAGUUAAUGGAAGAGUAAAACCCCUAAUCCCCAUUGAUUUCAACAAGACUGACCACACAUAAUCUGGACUAGGCUUGUUCAGUUUUGUCCUCUCUGGAGGAAAUUUUCUGCCAUAGUAUACUUUUUGGUUCAUAAAAUGUUUAUUUGGUUAA